Messenger RNA from Wallemia ichthyophaga EXF-994, 1812 nucleotides. Its product is annotated as DnaJ-like protein subfamily C member 11. The transcript has 5 exons. The record is from RefSeq and is a predicted model, not a curated record. Lineage: Eukaryota; Fungi; Basidiomycota; Wallemiomycetes; Wallemiales; Wallemiaceae. Gene Ontology annotation, biological process: cristae formation. Bases 1 to 1812 code for a protein of 603 amino acids.
AUGGACGGCUUAUACAAUCUAAGCGAAUGGCAGAACGUUCAUAACGAAAAUUUCAGCGAUAGGAAUGAAGCCAUAGAGAAGGAAUUAGACUAUGAGGUUGAUAGGGAUAUUGAUAACAACAAUGAAUCUAGCAGGGAUUAUUACUCAAUCUUGAAUGUUCCACGCUCUGCGUCUAACGAUUUGAUUAAAGAUCGCUACAAGCAGUUGGCAAUCAUCUUCCACCCAGAUAAACAGCGCACCGAUCAACAGAAAGAAUCAGCUGCUGCUCAAUUCUCUCAUAUUAAACAAGCUUAUGAAGUCUUGUCAGAUCCGUACAAAAGGAUGGCCUACGAUACAUUGGGUGAAGAAGGUCUUAGAAAUGACUUACAAGUGGGCCAAAGGUUGAGAACUCCAGAAGAGAUGAGAGAAGAAUUUGAACGCAGACAAAGAGUCAAUGAAUUAGAAUCAUUGGAAUCAGUCCUACGCAGUAAAGGAGAUGUCAGUGUUCAUUUAGACGCGACAUCAGCUGUAUCAGAUGCUAUUGGUAUACCUAAUUCCCCUCAGAGGAAUAUGCUAGGAAAUCCCGUAUUGGAAAAAACUGGUUUGACCAACUCAUUAGCCGGUAUAGCUGUACGUAGACUAGUAAUGCAGCAUUCGUUUGAGUGCCCAAUAACCAGACAAACUCAAAUUGUCGUACUCGGUCAAAUGGUUAGCAAGGGUAACACAGGUGGCGGUAAUGUUAUGGGUACAAUUCGCCAUUUUUAUAGCCCAAAGUUAACAUUCAACAUCACACAAACGUUUCUCAAACCUCAAUUUACACAAAUUGCAGCUAUUUAUGACAUAGAUGAUGAAACUAACCUACAAAUUACUUCAAUGCAUCCAGAUCCUAAGCUUUUUCCACAAAUAAAUUUAACAUUGAGUAGGAGAGUGUAUGAAACAGUUCAAGCUUUCUUUUCAUUAAGACUACCUUCACCUAUGGGUCCAUCAAGCCUAAGCGUCGGUGCAAAUGGUAUCACACCAGGAAGGUCAUCAUCCAGUUGGAAUACUUCAGUUGUUUUUGGUCCGGUAGAGAACGGUUUUGGUGUCGAGUGGGGUAGACGUGUGUUGGAUAAUACGAUAAGAUUUAGAUUGGGUACGAGUCUAAGCUUACAAGGUAUAUUCAACUCAUUUGCAUGGGCUGAACGCAAAAUUACUAGAGCUACCACCAUUGGUUUCGGUGUAACGUGUAGUUUACCUGGCGGGGUUAUAGCUAGAUUUAGAUGGUCGCGACUUGGUCAAAGAAUUACUAUACCAAUUCUAUUGUCUCGUGAUUUGGACUUAGCCGUCGCUGGUUUAGCAGCAACUUUGCCCUCAAUUUCAAUGAUAGUGGUACAUUACACAUACUUAGCCCCACGUAACAAAAAGCUGAAAGCUAACAAGCUCAAGAAAUUACGCCAAGAUUAUAAAGAAAAGACAGAAGAAAAGAGAUCAGAGGCGAAUGAAGCUGUAUCAAUUUUGAAAAGUUACUCAGACAGGAAGGAAGCGGAGGAGAUCAAGAAUUCUGGUUUAAUUAUAACAGAGGCAACUUAUGGUUCAUGCGAAGAUAUUGGCAGUACUGAUCAGGAACGAAUAGAUGUUAAAAUUCCCCUGACUUCAUUAAUAAAUGAUAGUCAACUAUAUAUACCAAAAGGAACAUCUAAAUCUGGCUUGAUUGGCUUUUACGAUCCUUGUCUUGGAGAGAAGAAGAAUUUAAUCGUAACGUAUCAAUAUCAACUGCGUCAGCAUCAAGUGGUCGUUAAGGAUAAAGAGGAGAUUGCUUUACCACAGCGUGAUCAUCUCGUUUUUGUGGAAUGA